Messenger RNA from Cajanus cajan (pigeon pea), 1465 nucleotides. RefSeq lists its product as uncharacterized. The record is from RefSeq and is a predicted model, not a curated record. Lineage: Eukaryota; Viridiplantae; Streptophyta; Magnoliopsida; Fabales; Fabaceae.
AAUGUGUUUCAUAUUUUUUCUUUUUCACUUUUAACUUUUAUGUUAUCUAUUAACUAUAAAUGGGUAAGCUUAGAGACUUGUGUCCUACAUUGCAUGGAUUUGGUUACGUUCGAGUACUGGCUACAAAUAUUGGUGUGGGAUAUGAUAUUUUUUUAUAAAAAUCUUAAAUACAGGUACCAUAGUGUGUGUCUGUGAUAGUAUAAAAAGGAUAAAAAAACACAUAAAAUUUUCUGGUUUCAUACUAACUAACUGAACACUAAGCAUUAUCUCUUAGUAUUACACAUUAAGCGUUAGCAAUGGGAAUGACAAAUCAAAUUGAAGAAUGCAUGUGUUUAUACAAAUCAAAUAGCAAUCAUAGAGAAUGUUACUGGUCUGCUCUGGAAGGGAUACCACCUGGCUGUUGCUGGUUGGUUGGCUGUGACAGAAAGGAUGCAGUGGAGCAAACACAGGUGGCCUGGUGCAGAUCAGAAACAGACCACCAGAGUAGACAAGGAGACACUGUCCCUGAUGCAAAUGUUGUCACAGCUGCAGAUCGUGGAGAGGACAAGAUGCAAGUAACAUUAUCUCAUCUUUGGCAGACAAUGAGAUGUAAGAUUACGGAGGAGACAAGUGAUGACCCAAAGCAAAAGAAGCCUUAAGAUGUUACCAAAAUGAUGUUUAGCCAAAAGCUGGGCCUAGCUGAACUUGAGUUGUACCCAAGCUUGAUCCAAUAUUUUAAUUAAUUUGAUACAUAUCCAGUAUGUACUCACACGUACCCGGUGUGUUCCUCUACUUGAUACUAGUACACUUCCAUUUUCGGAGUACGCACGCUUCAAAGCUGAUGUCCUGAUGGCACCUUUAGGGAGAAGUUGACUUUGGUCUAGUUAAAAAUGUGAUAGUCCAGGGGUUGUGGUGUCAGGGUGGUAGCUUGAGAUAUUACUUUUUAACCUGUUCUUAUUAUGAAGAAAAAUGUGUGGCUGUAGGAAUUAAAUGCGAUUACUAGGAUGUUUCUCACCCAACUUAUUAGUUCUUGGAAUUGACUUUUAUUAAUGUGUUAUGACUGUCUGGCUAAGUGAGUUACUGAAGGAAACAAAUUUUUUAGUUUGGAUUUUAUGUGGGAAUUAAGGUUAUUUUGUUGAGUAAGAAUAAGGUUUUAUUUGUGAUUUUGGGAAUUAUUAAUUUUGUAUGUUAUUCUAACCACCCAUCAUCUUAGCCCUAGCAUUAAUAGGAUUUUAUUGCUUAGUGGUUGCUCCAUGGGGGCUGUAAAUAGCCUUUCUUGCAUUACUUCUUUAGGCAUUUUGAUUGAGAUGUAUUUGGAGUUCUGCCAAUAUCAUAAUAGCACAAUUAUAAGGAAUAUUGGCUAGUUGGUCUUGUUACAGACAAUAGUACUUGUUUCUAUUAUUAUAUCUUGGUUAAAAGAAGAAAUUCAUUAUGCUUAAAAGGAUAGAAAGAAUGAUUCUCCUUAACAAAUACUGGAGAUAUUUAA